This is a messenger RNA of Peromyscus eremicus (cactus mouse), 1226 nucleotides long. RefSeq names its product X-linked lymphocyte-regulated protein 3A-like. The transcript is spliced from 8 exons. Lineage: Eukaryota; Metazoa; Chordata; Mammalia; Rodentia; Cricetidae. Gene Ontology annotation, biological process: spermatid development; meiotic cell cycle. The record is from RefSeq and is a predicted model, not a curated record. Gene Ontology annotation, cellular component: synaptonemal complex. The coding region runs from base 458 to 1063 and encodes 201 amino acids.
GACUGGACUAGGCACCUCUGGAAGGUCAGAGAAGAGGUUUGAGAAAGAGAAGGCCUGGGAUAUCUGAGCCGGACAGUGUGGUAGAGGAGGGACUCACGAUAUCCAACAUCUGCCCCCUGUGUACUAUACAAGGCCAGACUGAACACCUGAGACCUCUGAGAUAGAGCCACGGGCCAUCGAGCAACGGGAGCACCAUUUAGAGAGAAAAGUAACGUGGACCCCUCACGCAUGCGCAACUGCUGUGCCCAAGUGUACAUGUCUGAUUGACUUAAUAGGUUUUCCCAUCCUUCGAGUUUCACCUGAGCUCUCUUUGCGCAUGCGUAUACUAUUGCCUCACGUGAGCGACCCAUUGGACUGCUGGCCUCUGUCACACAACCAUGUGCCUUCCUGUUCCAGUCAAUCAGAGAUAGACACAUAGGAAGAUGGGCAUAACUGGCUGUGGCUGUGGCCCAAUGAAAUGAAGCCAUGGGCCAUCCCUCAACAGGAAGUGGACAAAGGAGUCAUUGAUGUCAGUAGUGAGGACAUUACUUCCUCUGGAAAAGAAGGGCAACAGGCCAGGAAGGAAAUACAGGAUUUAUUUGAAGAAUCUGAAGAGCCCAUUAAGAACUUUCUUCAGGGAAACAGAGAAAGAUUCACAGCGAUCAUCAUGGCGUCUUUUGAAACCAUGGAGCAGAAAGUUGAGGAUGUCCUAAAAAUCCAGUGUGAACAAAGGCAGAAACUUUAUCAAGACUAUUCUCUUCAGAUUAUGAAUUUGAAUAGGAAGUUAUCCAUGGAUGCAGAUCAAGUCAAGAAACAGGCAGAAAAACUCUCUAAUAUGUUUAAGGAGCAACGAAAAUUUAUUCAUCAGUCUCUGAUUCUUCAGAAGAAGAGAAUGGAAGGCUUUAAAUCACUGUGUGAACAAUACUUGGAGAAACUUGAGGUACUGAGGGAUUCGCGGGGAAAUUCUGUGGCUGAAGAGCUGAGACAUCUAAUAGCCACCUUGGAAAUAAAACUUCUGAUGGUGAAUCGCCAGCAAGAGAGUGCUGCUGCUCAACAGUCUCUCCUGGAUCUCUUAUUCUCAUAAUACUUUGAAGAAACGAAAGUCGAUACAAGGGGAGCGAGCGAGCGAUUGUUUCAUGGAAAUUCGCUGGGUGAAGCUGAUUGACAUUUGCAGCUUCAGUGACUACAUCUUCUUGCGUCCCCCUGUUCCUAAAGAUAAACCCAAAUAAACCCAAGGAUUUGUGUGA